Ostreobium quekettii is the source of this 1287-nucleotide messenger RNA. The record is from the annotation of a GenBank genome assembly. Lineage: Eukaryota; Viridiplantae; Chlorophyta; Ulvophyceae; Bryopsidales; Ostreobiaceae.
AUGUAUGCGGACUUCAAGGGCAAGGCGAUCGAGUUCGCGAAGGUAGCGGUGCAGGAGGACGAGGCGGGGAACUUCGAGAAGGCGAUCAACCACUACCUGAACGCGCUCGACUACUUCAAGACGCACCUGAAGUACGAGAAGAACGAGAGCUCAAGGCAGGCCAUCACUGCCAAGUUCAAGGAGUACUUGGCAAGGGCGGAGUACCUCAAGGCACAGCUAGCCAGGCAGGUUGCGGAGCCCGCAUCAGCACCACCAGGGGAUGCGGUGCAGAAGCCCAAGGCCAAGAACGACAAGGAAGAUGAGAAGAAGAGCAGGGAGGAAAAUAUAGAUGGCGCGAUUGUGGCUGACAAACCCGACGUCAAGUGGGGCGAUGUGGCUGGGCUAGAAGGUGCCAAGGAAGCCCUGAAAGAGGCGGUGAUUCUACCUGUCAAAUUUCCACAAUUCUUCACUGGAAAGAGGAAACCAUGGAGUGGACUACUGUUGUAUGGACCACCUGGGACUGGUAAAUCACACUUGGCUAAGGCGGUGGCCACAGAGGCAGAUUCGACCUUUUUCAGUGUGUCAUCUGCAGAUCUGGUAAGUAAGUGGAUGGGCGAGAGUGAGAAGCUGGUUGUCCAGCUUUUCAAGGCAGCAAAGGAAAAGGCUCCUUCCAUUGUGUUCAUUGAUGAGAUCGACUCUCUGGGAGCUGCCAGAGGGGAUAGUGAAAGUGAAGCAGCUCGUCGGAUCAAGACACAACUGCUGAUUGAGAUCACAGCUGUGAAGGAAAGCUCAGAACGGGUGUUGAUUCUGGGGGCCACGAACUUGCCAUAUAUGCUGGACAAUGCUUUGAGAAGACGGUUCGACAAGCGAAUCUACAUUGCCCUGCCUGAGCAGCACGCCCGGGCGCACAUGUUCAAAGUGCACCUCGGUGACACGCCACACAACCUAACUGAGAAGGAAUUCCAGGCUUUGGCAGCCAAGACGGAAGGGUUCUCGGGGUCUGACAUUGCCGUCGUUGUCAAGGGCGUGCUCAUGGAGCCAAUAAAAGUAGUGCAGGGAAGCCAGCACUUCAAACGGACGAGGGAUGCUGAUGGACAGAUGAAGUACACGCCCUGCGCCCCGGAUGACACAGGCGCCGAGGAGAAGAACUUGCAGUGGUUUAUGGAGAACGACCCUGACAGCGUGCUGCCUCCGCCCAUUACCUAUCGUGAUUUUGAAAAGGUGCUGCUCAAAGCACGGCCAACUGUGAGCCCCAAGGAUCUGGGUAUCUUCCAACAAUUCACUGAAGAAUUUGGAGAAGAAUCUUGA